AACGUCAAUUCAACACCUGACAAUAAAAUUACGAAUUGUACCACAACGAAAUUUCAACCAAAAUAAAUCGUGUAACAUUAUUUACUAUAUCUUAUAUUAUUGUAGUGAAAGUGAUUUUUGUUGUGAGUGAAUCUUAAAUAUGAAGAAAAGUGAAGAAAAGAUUCCGAUAAAAAAAGAUUGGAAAAAGUCGAUAUCGAAAUGUUUUAUAAUACCCCAACGCUACGUAUUAGGAAUAAUGGGUUUUUUAGCUGUAAUAAACGCAUAUACGAUGCGAACGACAUUAUCCGUAGCAAUUACAGAAAUGGUAGCUCCAAUAAAUCGAACCGAAAAACAUAUAAUCGAUUCGUGCCCAAAUCCGGACGGAACAUUUACAAACACAGGAACGGUUACACAUCCGGAUAAAUUGUAUAACUGGGACGAAACAACGCAAGGCUUAAUUUUAAGCUCAUUUUAUUGGGGUUAUGUAAUCACCCAUCUUCCGGGAGGAAUUUUAGCUGAAAGAUACGGCGGAAAACAUUCUUUGGGUUUUGGAAUUUUAUCAACAGCGAUUUUUACGAUUUUAACACCAGCCGUUGUUUAUUUAGGCGAUUAUAAAUGGUUAAUUGUUUUGAGGGUUUUAGAAGGAGCUGGGGAGGGUACAACUUUUCCCGCUUUAAACGCUUUGUUGGGGAAAUGGGUCCCUCCUAGUGAAAAAUCAAAAAUUGGUACCUUAGUUUUCGCCGGAAGUCAAAUAGGGACGAUCGUUUCAAACUUUUUAAGCGGUUAUAUUAUUCACGUUACGGAAGAUUGGGCGAGCGUUUUCUAUUUAUUCGGCGGUUUCGGUAUCGUUUGGUUCAUUUUUUGGACUUUUCUUUGUUACAAUGACCCAGAAUCGCAUCCUUUUAUCACCGAGGAUGAAAAACGGUAUCUUAGGAAACAAUUAGUUACAAUUUCAAAUAAGGAUAAAAAGAUCCCUUGGAAACCCAUUUUAACUUCGAUACCUUUAUGGGCUUUGGUAGCCGCCCAAAUUGGUCACGAUUGGGGAUUUUUCGCUAUGGUUACUGAUCUCCCCAAAUAUAUGUCUGAUAUAUUAAAAUUUAAAGUAAAAGAGAACGGGUUUUGGUCAUCUUUGCCUUAUUUGUUUAUGUGGAUUAUCUCGUUAAGUUCCGGGUGGUUAUGUGACCACAUUAUCCAAAAGAAUUACAUGAAGAUUACGUUUGCAAGGAAAUUCUUUACAUCAAUAGCUUCAAUUGGUCCUGGAAUCUUUAUAAUUGGGGCUUCUUAUGCUGGCUGCGAUAGAGUAACCGUGGUCUUGUUAUUUACCAUAGCGAUGGGUUUUAUGGGCACCUUUUAUUGUGGGAUGAAAGUGAACGCUUUGGAUUUAUCUCCGAAUUAUGCAGGAACUUUGAUGGCGAUUGUUAAUGGUAUUGGGGCAAUUAGCGGGAUGAUUACUCCAUAUUUAAUUGGAACUUUAACAGAAGAUCAUUCAUUAUCGCAGUGGAGAUUAGUUUUUUGGAUCACGUUGGGGGUGCUAUUAACCUCGAACGUGGUGUUCGUUCUUUUUGGUAGUGGCGAAGAGCAAUGGUGGAACAAUCCAAAUCAUUCAAAUUUCACCAAAACCAAUAAAAACAAUGUAGAAGCAAAUCAAAGCGAUAAAAACCAAGAUUUGAAAAAUAAAGAUAAAGUAGUGACGAAAAACGAAACGACUAAACUUUAAUCUUUUGUGAUAUUUUUUGUUAUAUUUUAAGAUAAA
Molecule: messenger RNA, 1732 nt
Organism: Onthophagus taurus
Lineage: Eukaryota; Metazoa; Arthropoda; Insecta; Coleoptera; Scarabaeidae
Source: RefSeq, a predicted model, not a curated record